AUGCCAUUAUCGCGAAUGGCGACGUCUUCAAUAUCAACGGCGGCGGCGGCAGCGAAGAAAAAUGAGGUUUACGGCACCACUCGGAAUUUAACAGAAGUUUUCAUGCUUCUGAGAUCGAAUGCCCAUCAAAGUCGACUCAUUUAUAAGGAUGAUUCGGAUGUGAUUGUUAGGAGUCGUGGAGAUGAAGAACGAAUGGCUCUAGUGGAAUUAGAAGACGGUCGUCAGGAAACAGAAGAGGAACCCGUUUGGAUUCAUACGGCAGAUCAAGUGGAAUUCGAGUUUGAACGGGUUCAACGACGACUCGAUGAGCUCGGAGAAGCACAGAGAAAACACAUUUCCCGACCAAAUUUCGGAGAUGAAGCAUUCGAAAAAGAGGAGAAAUUGAUGGAGCAGACGACAGAACAUGUCACACAAAUGCUCACUCAUUGUCAGCGGCUUAUCAGAAUGAUCUCUGGAAGUCACGGAAAAGAGAAACCAAUGCAACAGAAGCUUCGAGAGAAUGCGGCGGCGACGUUGAGUCUGACAUUGAGUCAGAUUACUGAUGAAUUUCGGGGGAGACAGUUGAAGUAUUUGAGUGAUAUUCAGAAUCGAUCUCGAAACGUGGACAACUAUCUCAUCACCACCGACCCGCUCAUCGAUGCACCGAAUUGGGCGGAGCUGGAAGUGUCUCCGUCGACUGAGCUCUCAAUGGCUCAACUCCAACAAUUUAUGAAUAAUGAUCGAGAAGUGAGAGAACGAGAGAAAGAAGUGAUGGCAGUGAACUCGUCGAUUCGCGAAUUGAAUACGUUGUUCCAGGAUUUGUCACAAAUGAUUGUCGAUCAAGGGAGUGUCAUUGAUAGAAUCGACUACAACGUGGAACAAUCGACGAUUCGAGUGUCGAAAGCGGUGGAAGACGUCUUCAAAGCGGAACGAUAUCAACGAGGAAACAAGAAAAUGCACUGCAUUUGUAUUCUUACUGUAGCUAUCAUUUUUGUACUAAUUUUGAUUAUUGCCACCAAGUUGUAG
Caenorhabditis remanei is the source of this 1005-nucleotide messenger RNA. RefSeq lists its product as uncharacterized. Gene Ontology annotation, biological process: vesicle-mediated transport; intracellular protein transport; vesicle fusion. Lineage: Eukaryota; Metazoa; Nematoda; Chromadorea; Rhabditida; Rhabditidae. The transcript has 6 exons. Gene Ontology annotation, cellular component: endomembrane system; membrane; SNARE complex. The record is from RefSeq and is a predicted model, not a curated record. Gene Ontology annotation, molecular function: SNARE binding; SNAP receptor activity. The coding region runs from base 1 to 1005 and encodes 334 amino acids.